Molecule: messenger RNA, 2802 nt
Organism: Cynoglossus semilaevis (tongue sole)
Lineage: Eukaryota; Metazoa; Chordata; Actinopteri; Pleuronectiformes; Cynoglossidae
Gene: cln8
Product: CLN8 transmembrane ER and ERGIC protein
Exons: 3
Coding region: 261-1109 (282 amino acids)
Biological process (GO): lipid homeostasis; nervous system development; phospholipid metabolic process
Cellular component (GO): membrane; endoplasmic reticulum
Molecular function (GO): ceramide binding
Source: RefSeq, a predicted model, not a curated record
GUUGACCAAUGGGAGUCCAGGAAAACAAAAUGGGCGUCACUUCCUGUUUGGCGGUCAUGUGACCAAAUGGAAGUCGUAUGAUGUGAGAGCUGCAGCUUCUGGAUGUAACUUUGUUCGUGUUCACAGUGUGAAGCGGCGCCUCCUUUGUUUGCACUUUCCGGUGAAGCUGCAUGCCAACUUCCCAACAUGUUCGGUCCUAACAGUUCCACCUGCACCUGAGCUCGACCCCAACUGAAGUCCGGUGUCCUCCCUCUACCACCAUGGACCCCGACCAGCAGCCCAGCCCUCAGUGCUUCCACUGGGACUACCGCUUCCAGCUCAUUGGUCUGGGAUUCGGCUUCUACACCGCAGUGUUCCUCCUCUCUCACCUGCUGUCUGUGACUCUCUCUCACACCUACAACUCUCUGCUGCCUAAAGAGAGAGUUUUCUGGAACCUUGCAGCCACACGGGCUGUAUUCGGCGUACAGAGUACUGUCGCAGGUCUCCGGGUCCUGACCGAGGACUCUGUGCUGAACAGGGACAGGGUGAGAGGUCAGGAGGACUGGUCGUGGUUCAACGUCCUCACGGCCACUGGUUUCUUCGUCUUUGAGAACUCAGCGCUCCAUGUCUCCAGUGUGGUCUUCAGGUCCUUUGACCUGCCACUGGCCACACACCAUUUCUUCGCCCUGGCGGGGUACGCAGGUUCCGUGGUGUGGGACUCCAUCGGUCACUUCCUGCCCAUGGUUGUGCUGCUGCUGGAGAUGAGCACACCGUUCACGUGCAUAUCCUGGAUGUUACUGAAGGCUGGCUGGGCUCGUACCCUGAUCUGGAGAGCCAACCAGUGGGUGAUGAUCCACAUGUUCCACUGCCGUAUGGUCCUCACCUACUACAUCUGGUUUGUGACGUGGACCCACUGGGACGAGAUAAACCGCCAUGUGGCGCUAAUCCAACGACUGCUGUUCUUCACCGGCCUGGCUCUGCUAACCGUUAUCAUCAAUCCCAUCUGGACGCACAAGAAGACCAUGCAGCUGCUCAACCCCGUGGACUGGAACUUUGGCGACAAACCGGCACCGGGAAACGGACCUGCGAAGGACCAGGCGCGGGUUUCUGCCAAAGCUCACUCAAGUUGAGGGGUCACUGACGAGGUCAAUGUUUUGUGCUAAUGCUAAUUUACUGAUGCUGUUUACUGUUUGACGUUUGCUAGCUUACGUAAUGACUGACCAUUUGUCAUUCGUGAUGCGGUGAAAAUGUCUUUUUAAUUUUUAAAUUUUUUUUUUUAAUUGUCAGAAUUUAUUUUACAUUUAUUUCUUAACAGAUUCAUUUCACUUCACUCUGUGGUUUAAUUAGGAAAUAUUCUAUUUAGGAAACAUUGUUCAUCUUUGCGUCAGUGUGAUUGUGUCACACUGCGAUAUUUAGAAGCUCUGUUUUCCCGUCAGUAGGUGGAGACUUUAGAACAAAAGUGUUAAUUGAAAUGAGUGACUUAAUGAAGACAUUGGUUUUUAUAUUUGCAGCAGUAUUAUAUCUUUAAACACUAUCACUUGUUCAAGUUCAAAGAACUGUGAAAAAACAACUUUCUUGUGGGUUUCCCCACAAGAAAGUCUGUCCUCUUAGCUCAAAUUCUUUAUUGUACUUACAUGUGUUUCGCUCAGGUUUAUGGUACAGACAGGGACAGCGCGGUUCCUUCUGCUUCUGAGUCGACGUCAAAGGACUCUGUAGUGAAGUCACAACAAGAAUGUGGCCUUUGUUACCCCGAUGUUCUAUUGGUGUAAUUGUGUUAUCAGCACUAACUGGCAGCACAUGCAACAAAAUGACAUUUAACUGAAAUGCAUUUAGUUUGAAAGGUUACUAACUGAAGCGUGUGGAAACUGUUAGGUAAAUAUAUAAGUGGAAGUAUCUUUAAUGUUGAUUUUUUUUUUUUACUAACUUUUUUACUUUAUUUGUCUUAUAAAAUGGAGAAAGUUUCAGCAGCGACUCAGGAAAAUUAAGCAAGCACGCCAAAUGUUGGUAUCGUGGGUAUUUUAAGUUGUGAGAAUUACUGCAUAUGUUUGCAUCUACCUGAUCAACAAUUAGGACUGGGCGAUAUGGUCCUAAAGUCAUAUCUCGAUAUUUUGCUAGUAAAUAUCGAUGUGCAAUAAAUUUCGCCGUAUUUUCCCCCGAAUUAGCAACAAAAGUUAGCAUCCUCGAGAUAUUCCAAGUCGCAGAGAUUAAAUUAUAUAUAACUCACACGUCAAUGAAAACACGUAUUACAUUUUCAAGAGUAUAAAUUUAGAGAAAAUAUAAUAAAAUCGGGUUUUCGCAAUUAAAGUGCUUUUACACAUAUUUGAGCUUUUGCUAGCUGCUAACGGCAGAUACUUGCAUCGGCGAAAUCGUUUUAGUCCAUAUAUUAAUAUGAUUUAUGUAUCGUACUUUAUCCCGUCAAAAAACAUUGAUACAUUAGGGGAAAAAAACGAUAUAUCGCGCUGUCCUAAUUAUGAUAUAAUGACUUUGUAUUCCGUUAUGUGAAUAAGGUUGGGUGUAAAGUUUUGGGUUUUUUUUUUUCAAAGUAAACUGUAAAUUGUUUCUCUGAAAUUCCUCUGAACCAACUUUCACAAUAAGCUCCGGAUUUUUGUUGUGUCUUUUAUUUUUGUGCAUUUGCGGUGUAUGUGACAACAAAUAACUGAUUUUAAAAAAAUAUCAUUUGUAAUUACAGAAUGGUAAGGUUUUCUUUUCACCCAGCUUCUCGGAUGAUUUACAGACGGUGUUGUUUUUACAUUUUUCAUUUCAGCUUCGACACGAUUUCACGUUCUGGUUGUUUGAGAGUGAAUUAAACUGAACUGAAUACUA